GACGCUUUGAACUGCAUCACCUGACGACUGAAGUUCACCGCAUUCCACUGUUCUCGUCUUUGUUGUAAGGUUGUUUACAUUUCGUAAGCCCACAGGUGAUUGGUUUUCGCAAAAUGAAGUAAUUCUAUCGUUUGUACUAGCAUCUGAUUCAGGCGCCACCGUCGAUUCUGGCGGCAGGUGGAGACAGAGAGAUUCGUUACAUUCUUCAAUUUCUGUGAUAACAACCGGCAACUCAGCUGAGAAAAUUCAGUAAACAAUUGCAUUGUUUAUCGAGAUGACGGGGGACGCGGAACUGAAUGAAUUGAGGGCGAAAAAGGAUGAGUUGAUUAAGAAAGUGUUGAAGAUGCGAGAUGAAUUGGAGCGGAAGAACAAUCAGAAGACGGUUAUUCUAGGAGACGAUAUUCGAGAGAGAUUAUCAAAAGAUGCUUUUCCAAUUGCAUUGCCAAAGGACUCAAACGACGAAGAAAAAUUCAUAGUAAGAUUAGUGGAUGCAACUCAACAAGCAACUGGAAUAUUUUUCCAGAAUGUCGACAAGAAGUGGCUGCGGGACAAUGUCUGGAAUUAUACCUCAAAAGUAGUUAUGAAAAUCCUAAAAUUCAAUUUGGAAUUGACUGUGGACUUGAAGGAUGGAGAGGACAAUGAAAUCCUGGACAUCACCUGUCGGUUCGUUAAAGUUGUUGAUUGCCAUCUGCAGGAGAUAACUCCCUGGGUGACUGAGUUCACGAGAGCUAAGAAGAUGACUUAUUUGAUGUCUGCUUUUAGCGAAUACAACGAUCAAUCCAUAGUACGUCAGAAGAUUCUCGAUAAGCUGAAGUCUCAGAAAUUCAUAACAAUCGACAAACAUGGAACUGGUGGCUAUGUAAUUCACAUUCACUGUCCAACAUCCUCAAGAAAGCAAUACGCUGAUUUCCUAUGGACGACGGAGUUCAAUCACAAGACGAGAGCAAUUGAUCAUUGUUUCAAAAUAGAUGGAAUAGACAGUGACUUUGUGAAAGAGAAUCAGGAGUUGCUAGAGGACUUCUGCCAGAAGGGGUUGAAAAAGGAGGACCUGGAGGCCCUCUGGAGUGAGCUCUGCACAGCUGUCAACGCAGGCAAACAUUGAGUGCCCAUCUAUUCUAGACUCAAAAUGCCGUAUCUACACUUUUCAUCAUCAAAUUCAACUAAUAUUGAGUUUAUGAUAAGAGGAGUGGGGGUAGAGUUGAAGUGGAGAAUAAUGUCUAGGCUCCAGGCUACCUCUCCCCAGUGGCGCAAUUGGUUAGCGCACGGUACUUAUAAGACAGUAAUUACGUGAGCAAUGCCGGGGUUGUGAGUUCGAGCCUCACCUGGGGAAUAUUUUUUUCAAGAUUUCAGUUCGUACUGUUUUUUUUAUUUAAAAAUAUUUUCCCUGUGUUCGGCAGAAGCCAACUGAUCAUAUCGUCCCGGAAUUUCUCACUAUCCCAGCUUUCAUCAAAUUCCUACGUCACUGGGCAUCUUUUCUGAAUUGAAGUAUUAUCUAUUUUAUCUAAAGAAGCAAAAAAAAAGAAUAAGAAUAAUGAGUGAUAAUGAAUAUUGUCGAUGAUAAUAAACGAAAACAGCUGAUUCAGUGGUUCGUUAAAGUACU
Diachasmimorpha longicaudata is the source of this 1600-nucleotide messenger RNA. RefSeq lists its product as uncharacterized. The record is from RefSeq and is a predicted model, not a curated record. Lineage: Eukaryota; Metazoa; Arthropoda; Insecta; Hymenoptera; Braconidae. The transcript has 6 exons. The coding region runs from base 275 to 1102 and encodes 275 amino acids.